GAAAUUAUUUUUCCCCAAUAGGUUAACAACUUUUUUUGUUUUUUAUUUCAAUUAUUACUACAAAUAAAUUGAUUUUUAAAACAUCUGUAAUAUUACGUUAAAUAAUAAUAAAAAGUGACAAUUAUUUUGUCGGUUUAGUUGACAUUAGACUUAAUAUUUGUUUCAAAUAAUUUUCAUUACAAUUAUUGAUUAUAAAUCAUGUCCAGCAAAGAGAGUCGUGAAUUUGAUAUAAUAGUUUUAGGCGCCAGUGGUUUCACCGGUCAAUUCAUUACCGAAGAGUUGGCCAGAAGUGCACCAAAAGAGGGCAUCAAAUGGGCGAUCAGUGGCCGUAAUAGAGAAAAACUGUCGCAAGUGUUGAUCACUGCCACAAAAGAGACGGGAAUUGAGUUGUCAGACAUUGCUAUCAUUGAAGCCGAUGUCCAGUCGGAUGAGUCGUUGCGUGCGAUGACUGGGCGCACACGUCUUGUCCUCAACGCUGUCGGUCCUUAUUGUCUAUUAGGCGAACCAGUGGUCAAAGCAUGCAUAUUGACGGCAACCAAUCACAUGGACAUCAGCGGUGAAAAUAAAUAUAUUGAAACAUUGUAUUCAAAAUACGAUAACUUAGCCAAAGAAAAGGGGAUCUAUUUGAUCAGCACUUGUGGUUACGAUUGUAUACCCAAUGAUAUAGGCGUUCAGUACUUGAAGAAGCACUUCCCCGGAGAUAUCAACGAAGUUGAAUCAUAUAUGAAAAUCAAUGCGGGAAACAAAGGAUUUGUUAUCAAUUGGGGAACUUGGAAGUCGAUGAUACAUGGCUUUGAUGUCAUUGAUGAGUUAAAACGAUUAACGACACCGAAACAGAUGACAGAUUCAAAGUUUAAAUUGAGAUCAAAAAACCUACCGUUUGUUGACAAUUACACAGACGGCUGGUGUCUACGAUUCCCGGGUAGUGACCAAUCAGUGGUACAGCGCACACAACAAUACAGAUAUGAGAAGUUUAAUGAGAGACCGACACAGAUUGAUGUUUACUUUAGUUAUCCUAAUAUUUUCAUACUUAUCGGUGUUAUGCUAUUGGCCGUUGUAUUUACCUUACUAUCAAUGUGUCGAUGGGGUCGUUCACUACUUGAAUCCUAUCCCGAGAUAUUCUCGUUUGGCACACACACUAAAACAGGUCCCACUCGACAACAAUUAAAGGAUAUCACAUGUAAGACAACACUUGUGGGCAAAGGUUGGUCCGAAAAAUUGGUGGAUCCAAGUGAUGAACCAUCAGUACCACCAAAUGUUACAACUGUUGUCGUAUUUGAAGGCAAAGAUCCUGGAUAUACGGUUACCAGUACUUGUUUGGUUCAAUCGGGCAUUACUUUAAUCAAGGAGUUCGACAAAUUGCCCAAAAAUGGUGGUGUCCUAACACCUGGAUCUGCAUUCAGUGAUACUGGAAUCUAUGAUCGCUUGAAAGCUAAUGGUAUAUCUAUUGAAAUAAUCAAAUAAUUGAAAUGUUGCGGAUGUUAUGAUGAAAAAUUCAGUCCAAAAUAUAUGCCAUU
Oppia nitens is the source of this 1517-nucleotide messenger RNA. Its product is annotated as saccharopine dehydrogenase-like oxidoreductase. The transcript has 4 exons. The coding region runs from base 199 to 1464 and encodes 421 amino acids. Gene Ontology annotation, biological process: glycolipid biosynthetic process. The record is from RefSeq and is a predicted model, not a curated record. Gene Ontology annotation, cellular component: mitochondrion; plasma membrane; lipid droplet. Lineage: Eukaryota; Metazoa; Arthropoda; Arachnida; Sarcoptiformes; Oppiidae.